Messenger RNA from Colletotrichum chrysophilum, 1290 nucleotides. RefSeq lists its product as uncharacterized. The transcript has a single exon. NCBI's taxonomy places the organism in Eukaryota, Fungi, Ascomycota, Sordariomycetes, Glomerellales, Glomerellaceae. Bases 1 to 1290 code for a protein of 429 amino acids. The record is from RefSeq and is a predicted model, not a curated record.
AUGGACGCCGACAACUCGCUCUUCGGCUCGCCUGAGCCUUCGAAGAUCGCUCUGCCCGGUAAUCCGCAAGGCGACAUUCCUCGGAGCGUCCCCCAGACCGUCGCGCCUCAAGAUGUCCUUCUGAACGCGAACCUCCCGUCUGGCCAGGCAUCCACUCCAUCUGCUCCGUCUUCCAGCCCGUUCGGUCGUUCUCAGACUGUCGCUUCGUCUCCGAGUCCAGCUCCCUCUCCCGCUUCCACCGCCACCGCUAUUGCCGCUUCCGGAUCGGCCAGCCCCGAGGGCCAGCGAAAGUGCACCAAGUGCAAGAAGGACUUCCCCUCCUCGUCUUUCUCCAGCAGACGCUCCAUGGGCAACGUCGAGUACUUCGCCCACUGCUACGAUUGCCGUGCGAAGCGGAGAAAGUCCGCCGCUGCUACCAAGGCCCGCAAGGACGCUGAGAAGAAGGCGGAGAAGGACAAGCAACGCGCCGACCAGGAAGAGCAACAGCGACAGAAAGAUCAUGAGUCGUUCCAGCAAGGUGCGGAGCGUCGCGACGCACAGCGAGAGAAGCUUGCGUCCCAGCACCGGCAGCUGCAGGAGCUUGAGCAGCACCGUCUUGACAACAUUGACUACCAUCACCACUCAAUGAGCCGUUUCGAGCCGCAGAACUACGAUGGCCUGGAUUACGACGGCAUGAAUUUCGAGGACGACAUGGAGGCCCUCGCCAAGAAUUCGCCUUCUCCCUAUGUCUCGCCCAGCGCCUUCUUGCCUUCCGAGAGCGACUUCGAGCCCAAGCUUUCUCCCAAUGCCAUCGGCUCUGGAACCGCGCUCCAGGAUGGCAACACUGACUUCGGUUCUAUCGACCACAACGUUGCUGUACCUCACACCGCCGGCCACAACAGCGUCGACAACAACUCACUCAAGCCUCCUGCCGCCAUCACUGACUUGUUCGUCGACCCCCUUCCCGCCGCCGAGGGAGCAACCGGCGAAAUCCCCCGAGGUCAGCUGCUCGACUACGACCACUUCGAGCAGACUACCACCGUGGUCAUGAAGACCCGCAUGUCGGACGACAUCCACAAGAUGCGCGCCGAUUACGAGCGCCGCAAGUUCAACGACGCGCGCCACAAGUGCCCGUUCCUGCUCACGCAAGACGACAAGGAGAUCGACCGACUUUGGAAGAGAAGAGAGGCGGCCAUCACCUUGGACCUGAUGGUUGUUCCCAUCCCCGAGCCGCAGCCCAUCUUUGGCCAGUCGUACAAGGAUGGCUCCCACCGCAACGUCGCCGGCGCCUACGACUUCCCGAUGCAUUGA